Molecule: messenger RNA, 2422 nt
Organism: Gadus morhua (Atlantic cod)
Lineage: Eukaryota; Metazoa; Chordata; Actinopteri; Gadiformes; Gadidae
Gene: ubtd1a
Product: ubiquitin domain containing 1a
Exons: 4
Coding region: 674-1381 (235 amino acids)
Molecular function (GO): protein binding
Source: RefSeq, a predicted model, not a curated record
UAACUGAAUGGAGUGGUCCAUUUUCAUACAAAGGUGCUUUCAUCUUCCAAAAUCCAUUUUGCAUUUCAAAGACAACUUCAACACAUACAAUUCAUCCUUCCCCUUUCUGCCCCAUCCUGCCAACAAAGGCAGUCCUCAAAGCUUUGAAACUGAGGAUGGCUUGUGGGGGGCUCAGCUUCCAGCUGCAUGUAUUCAUCCAGAAAAAGGUUUAUGUCUAUUAAUAGGGGUUCCAUACUGCCUGGGGGCAUUUCUAGCACAGGACUUUAAAUAGAGCAGGAUUAGGAUCUUGAGUAACUGCUCCAUCUUCUGUACAGGGACACUCAAAUUAGACUUGUGUCGUCUCUCGUCCCCACUGACCUGAAGUUGUUGUAUUUUUUAGGAAGGCUUUUGGAUGGUUCUUGUUAUGAGAGUGGGUAAAAGAGGAUACGUCUUAAUGAACCAGGGAAGUACUACGAGGCAGACAACCUCCAGCUCAAGGUGCCGCACCUUGAGGAUUUAGCCCGUUAGCCUGAGCUCUUGGUCUUAAUCAGCCUCUUAGCGGUGAAGCUAACUUGUUUGGCUACAGUCAGGACAGUGUUGUUGGUCAACAGUGUUGUUGACAGCAGUGUGGUUCACCGGCCUGGAGUACAGAGCGGUUUUUGCAGCUGUUUUGAAUUGACGUUACGCCUCGGCCAUGGGAGUGACGACCUCCAGGGACUACAGAUACCAUCAGGCUGCGGACCGACCCUUUAAGGGCUUAAGGUCACUGAAAUGCCGGAACGAGCCCCUGAGGAGGGAGGGCCCGCCGUGGAAGAGUGAGGUCCCGAUGACGGAGGGCCAGCUGCGGGGCAAGAGGGACGAGUUCUGGGACACGGCGCCGGCCUUCGACGGCAGGAAGGAGAUCUGGGACGCCCUCAGGGCGGCGGCGCUGGCCGUGGAGGUCAACGACCUGGGGCUGGCCCAGGCCAUCGUGGACGGAGCCUGUAUUACCCUGCCCCAUGGUUCCCUCACAGAGAGCUACGAUGAGCUGGGCAACCGCUACCAGCUGCCCGCGUACACGCUCGCCCUCCCCGUCAACCUCCUCACAGAAACCACCUGCAGCAAAGACCUUCCCCCUGCCUCAGAGACCCCCGCCCCGCCCCCGCCGCCCAAACAGGAGUUCCAGCUCCGGGUUCGGCUGUCCAGCGGCAAGGACCUGCGUGUGACGGCCACAAUGGCUGACUCCAUCUGGGAGCUGAAGGGGAGGCUGCAGGCGCAGCACGAGAUCGACGUGUCCCACCAGCGGUGGUUCUUCUCUGGGAAGCUGCUCACCGACAAGACCCGGCUACAGGACACCAAGAUCCAGAAGGACUUUGUCGUCCAGGUGAUCGUCAACCAACCCCCUGCGGUCACCACCGGCUAAAGGCCUAGCUAUGGUUCCACAUUGACGCAGCGCGAGGGGGUUAGAGGACCCUUACGUCCUUGCGGACCCUCUUUGUGUACCCCGCAAGGGCCUGACGUGCGCCUCGUAAAAAUGUUGACCUUGUGUCGAGGCGACGCAGCAGCGAGGGCUGUGAUUGGUCCGCUCACUUAAACCUGACGUAGAACCAAAACAGGUUCACGACUGCGAAUUCGUGAAGUGACUUUGUGGUCAUUGCGUUGCGUCAACGUGGAAACAUAACUUAGCCUUACCUGAGGAGGGCUGUGUUGGGGGGGGGAGGGGGGGGGGGGGGGUUGAUGGCAGAGAUGAUGGCUGGAAGAAAAGAGGCCAGGCUGAGGGUUAUCAUAAAGGUGCAUUUAUAUUCCAGCAGUGGAUGCAGCAAACUUUUGUGUACAUUUUUGUAUUCAAAGUGGUUUAUCUUUCUUUUCUUUUUGUAAUUCUCCUUUUUAUAUCUUUCCUUUUCUCCAAACUAAAAUAGGUGUAAAAAAAAAAGCACUGAACAAUAUUGUCGUUGAAAUGGUAGAAUUGGGAGAUUCUUAUGCUUGUCAUUUUCAACAUAAGGCCUCACCACUACACUGAGCUGGCUUGAAAUUAUUAUUUGUUCACAUGUGCCCUCCUUUUUGUUCUGCUUUUCUGUCCCUGUGUUAUCAUUGACACAACAUGGUGGGUGUCCGGUUUUCUGUAGGUUUAUUUAUACUUUCUGUAUGUUGAAUUGAGAAGUGUUUAGAAUAAACAAUGCAUUAAACACCAUCUCAAUUUGACAUUUGACCAUGUAAAUAUGUAAAAUAGAUUAAGAGUGAACAUGCUGUAUUUCACAAUUGUAUAUUUCGAUUUUUUUAAGUGAAUAAAGUGGUAUACUUUCUCAAGUAUGUUGCUGAAUUUAUUUUUUAUUUAUUUCACAAUUGCUGCUGCAUUUAAAGAUGUUAUGCUCAACUUUGUAUGUAGGAUUACCAUGGGGUAUAUUAUACCAAGAUGCUACUUGUGCAAAACUGAAUUGUGAAUAAAACAUGUAAAUUUACCUAA